GAUGCAAGUCACGGCGGGUCGGCCGCAGCGCUCGAGGCCGGGCUGAGGCUCGUAUAUAAGGCCAAGUGCGCUGGACGGAGCCAAGUUGAGGUCCAGUCACCCCGCCGGCAGCAUGAAAAGGGUGAUUUUAGGGCUGCUGCUAGCCUCGCUGGCCACAUGCUGCCUUGCCUCUUACGGCAGAGGAGGCGGAGGUAGAGGUGGCGGAGGAGGAGCAGGAGGAGGAGCUGGGGGAGGCGGCGCCGGGGGUGCAGUCACCAUAAGCAUCGGAUACUCCAGCCCUUCGCGAGGAGGAGGAGGAGGAGGCGGUCCACUUGGUAGAACCUAUUCAGCGCCUUUAGGAGGUGGUGCAGGAGGUUCCAGUGGAGGUGGAUUAAGUGGAACCUACUCGGCGCCCUUUGGAGGUGGAGGAGGUGGUUCCUUCGGAGGUGGAUCUCUGAGUGGAAGCUACUCAGCACCAUCUGUGGGUGGAGGAGGUGGUUCCUUCGGAGGUGGAUCUCUGAGUGGAAGCUACUCAGCGCCAUCUGUGGGUGGAGGUGGAGGAGGUGGAUCUCUGAGUGGAAGCUACUCAGCACCAUCUGUGGGUGGAGGUGGAGGUGGUUCCAUUGGAGGUGGAUCUCUGAGUGGAAGCUACUCAGCGCCUUCUGUGGGUGGAGGUGGAGGAGGUGGUUCCAUUGGAGGUGGAUCUCUGAGUGGAAGCUACUCAGCGCCAUCUGUGGGUGGAGGUGGAGGAGGUGGUUCCUUCGGAGGUGGAUCUCUGAGUGGAAGCUACUCAGCGCCAUCUGUGGGUGGAGGUGGAGGAGGUGGUUCCUUCGGAGGUGGAUCUCUGAGUGGAAGCUACUCAGCGCCAUCUGUGGGUGGAGGUGGAGGUGGUUCCUUCGGAGGUGGAUCUCUGAGUGGAAGCUACUCAGCGCCAUCUGUGGGUGGAGGUGGAGUGGGUGGAGGUGGAGGAGGUGGUUCCUUUGGAGGUGGAUCUUUAAGUGGAAGCUACUCAGCGCCAUCUGUGGGUGGAGGUGGAGGAGGUGGUUCCUUCGGAGGUGGAUCUCUGAGUGGAAGCUACUCAGCGCCUUCUGUGGGUGGAGGUGGAGGAGGUGGUUCCAUUGGAGGUGGAUCUCUGAGUGGAAGCUACUCAGCGCCUUCUGUGGGUGGAGGUGGAGGAGGUGGUUCCUUCGGAGGUGGAUCUCUGAGUGGAAGCUACUCAGCGCCUUCUGUGGGUGGAGGUGGAGGAGGUGGUUCCAUUGGAGGUGGAUCUCUGAGUGGAAGCUACUCAGCGCCUUCUGUGGGUGGAGGUGGAGGAGGUGGUUCCUUCGGAGGUGGAUCUCUGAGUGGAAGCUACUCAACGCCAUCUGUGGGUGGAGGUGGAGGAGGUGGUUCCAUUGGAAGUGGAUCUCUGAGUGGAAGCUACUCAGCGCCUUCUGUGGGUGGAGGUGGUUCCUUCGGAGGUGGAUCUCUGAGUGGAAGCUACUCAGCGCCAUCUGUGGGUGGAGGUGGAGGAGGUGGUUCCUUCGGAGGUGGAUCUCUGAGUGGAAGCUACUCAGCACCAUCUGUGGGUGGAGGUGGAGGAGGUGGUUCCUUCGGAGGUGGAUCUCUGAGUGGAAGCUACUCAGCGCCAUCUGUGGGUGGAGGUGGAGGAGGUGGAUCUCUGAGUGGAAGCUACUCAGCGCCAUCUGUGGGUGGAGGUGGAUCUCUGAGUGGAAGCUACUCAGCGCCAUCUGUGGGUGGAGGGGGAGGAGGUGGUUCCUUCGGAGGUGGAUCUCUGAGUGGAAGCUACUCAGCGCCAUCUGUGGGUGGAGGUGGAGGAGGUGGUUCCAUUGGAGGUGGAUCUUUGAGUGGAAGCUACUCAGCGCCAUCUGUGGGUGGAGGUGGAGGAGGUGGAUCUUUGAGUGGAAGCUACUCAGCGCCAUCUGUGGGUGGAGGUGGAGGAGGUGGAUCUUUGAGUGGAAGCUACUCAGCGCCAUCUGUGGGUGGAGGUGGAGGAGGUGGUUCCUUCGGAGGUGGAUCUCUGAGUGGAAGCUACUCAGCGCCAUCUGUGGGUGGAGGUGGAGGAGGUGGUUCCUUCGGAGGUGGAUCUCUGAGUGGAAGCUACUCAGCGCCUUCUGUGGGUGGAGGUGGAGUGGGUGGAGGUGGAGGAGGUGGUUCCUUUGGAGGUGGAUCUCUGGGUGGAAGCUACUCAGCGCCAUCUGUGGGUGGAGGUGGAGGAGGUGGUUCCUUUGGAGGUGGAUCUCUGGGUGGAAGCUACUCAGCGCCAUCUGUGGGUGGAGGUGGAGGAGGUGGUUCCUUUGGAGGUGGAUCUCUGGGUGGAAGCUACUCAGCGCCAUCUGUGGGUGGAGGUGGAGGAGGUGGAUCUCUGAGUGGAAGCUACUCAGCGCCCUCUGGAGGUGGAGGCGGCUCUCUUAGUGGAGGAUAUUCAGCGCCUCUGGGUAGCGGUGGCAGUUCCGGGUGGGUGCCAAUCACCGGGGCUUCCAGUAUGUAUGGGAAGUGA
Messenger RNA from Penaeus indicus, 2479 nucleotides. RefSeq names its product loricrin-like. The record is from RefSeq and is a predicted model, not a curated record. The transcript has 2 exons. Bases 113 to 2479 code for a protein of 788 amino acids. NCBI's taxonomy places the organism in Eukaryota, Metazoa, Arthropoda, Malacostraca, Decapoda, Penaeidae.